AUGUCAACUAAGUGUAAGUUAGAUCAAAACGAAAUUAGAAAUAGUAAUCAUUAAUCUAAAGGCUCAAUUAAAAGUAAUAAGGGAAAAGGUGAAUUAAAUUAAUUUAGUAAAGAAAAGGAUAAAAAACUUAUAAAAAAUCAAGUUUCUUUAACUAAUUCAAAUUUAAAAGAAUAAGCAAGAUUUAAUGAAUUGUGUAAUGAGAAAGAAAACUUAGUUAAAGCAGCUAUCAAAAUAUAAAGCAUUUACAGAGGUUAUUAGGUUAGAAAAAUGAAAAAAUAGCAUGGAUUGAAGAUUGUUUAGAAAAAUGAAAUACAAGGUGCAAAUAAAAACUAUAUGUAGGAAAAUUUUGAAGUUAUAAAUCUACCUGCUUUAAAGAAUGAUACUAACUUAGAAUUGAGAGGACCCUAUUAAUUUAAAAGUGGGGCAAUUUAUGAAGGUUAAUGGAAGGGAAAUUUCAGAGAAGGAAUUGGAACUCAGAUUUGGAAAGACGGAGCUAAAUAUGUAGGAGAAUGGAAAAAUAAUAGAGCUAGUGGAAAAGGUAUAUUCUACCAUGUUGAUGGUGAUACUUAUGAGGGAGAAUGGGAAUUAGAUAAAGCUAACGGAAAAGGAAUUUAUAAACAUUCUAAUGGAUCAAGAUAUGAAGGAGAAUGGAAAGAUGAUCUAUAAAAUGGUUUAGGCAGAGAAAUUUGGACUGAUGGUUCUAAAUAUAUUGGACAAUAUUAUCGAGGGAAAAAGCAAGGACGGGGAAGAUAUGAGUGGCCUGAUGGCUCUUAUUAUGAAGGUUAAUGGUAGAAUAAUAAAAUAAAUGGUCAUGGUGUUUAUUGUUGGGCUGAUGAGAGAGGAUAUGAUGGUGAAUGGUAGAAUAAUUGUAUGCAUGGCUAUGGAAUAUACACUUGGAAAGAUGGUAGAAAAUAUAAAGGAGAGUAUAAGAAUGAUAAAAAAGAUGGACAUGGAAUUUAUUAUUGGGCUGAUGGUAAGAAAUAUGAUGGAAUGUGGAGUUAGGGGAAAUAACAUGGGUAAGGAUUGUUUGUUUUUGCAGAUGGGACUUAGAAACAUGGGAUAUGGAAGGAAGGAAAACGAAUAAAAUGGCUUGAGAUAGUACCUUGA
Paramecium primaurelia is the source of this 1107-nucleotide messenger RNA. Lineage: Eukaryota; Ciliophora; Oligohymenophorea; Peniculida; Parameciidae. The record is from the annotation of a GenBank genome assembly.